This is a messenger RNA of Phragmites australis (common reed), 1148 nucleotides long. RefSeq lists its product as uncharacterized. The record is from RefSeq and is a predicted model, not a curated record. The coding region runs from base 96 to 905 and encodes 269 amino acids. Gene Ontology annotation, cellular component: mitochondrial matrix. NCBI's taxonomy places the organism in Eukaryota, Viridiplantae, Streptophyta, Magnoliopsida, Poales, Poaceae. The transcript has 3 exons.
UAUAUAAGCUGCCCUGCCCAAUCCAAAACCCAAACAAAGCCUCCUCGCCCUCGCCUUAUCCCCUCUUCCCCUCACCUCGCUUCACCCACCUCGCCAUGGCCUUCGUCUCCGCGACCGCUGCCUCGACCUCCCUCCUCCUCCCCGCUCCAUCCGCUGUCAGCGGAGUCGCGGGCGUGUCCGCCUCGAUGCACCGCCGGCUGCGCUUGGCUCCUCUCCACGCGGUGAAGGGCUCGAGCUCGGCGCCGGUGGUGAUGGAGAGCAAGGUCAAGAACAAGAAGAAGGGGUCCGGCGCCGGGAACCUACCGGGAGCUCUCGACGUCGAGAUUAGGGAGGCCCAGGAGUACCUCGACAGCGACGAGCAGGAACCUGUUCCAGACAACUUCCCUUUUGAAAUCCUUGACGAAGAGGGUACGAGCGUGGUUAUUUUGAAAAGGGACUACAAGGACGAGAAGAUUGAGGUCAUUGUCAGCAUACCUAAUUUAGAAGGGGGCCCUGAGUUUGAUGACGAAGAUGGUGAGGGCGAUGGUGAGAAUGCUGGCAAGGACGAUGAAGAAGCAGAAGAUGAUGAGAGUGCCGGAGAUAGUAGCGUUUCUCUAAAGGUGGUGGUCUCCAAAGACUCCGGCCCAAAGCUUGAGUUUACCUGCACAGCCUUUCGCGAGGAGAUCACCAUUGAUGAUAUGUUAAUAGUGGAGAAAACAGACGCAGAAGGAGAGGAGAAGUUCCCGUAUGAGGGCCCUGAGUUUACCGAGCUCCCUGUGAAUGUGCAGAAAGGCCUGUUCAAGUUCUUGGAGCAAAGGGGUAUCACGCUUUCGGCUACCAACUACAUGCACAAUUACAUGGUGACCAAGCAAGCCCAGGAGUACAUCCGGUGGAUGAUGAAGCUGAAGGAUUUCGUCCGGCAAUGAGAACAGCAAGUGAUUGGCCGACAUUUUUGGUAGACUAGCCUUAGUAUGUGUUACAGGAAUACUAUGAUUAAGCAAAGCUUGUCACUCUCUUCAAAAAAAGAGAGAGAAAUGUAUCUGUAUCAGUCGGCAAAACAAGGGCAGGUAGAUUUCCAUCUAUGUUUCAAGAAAUCUAAGAAAUAGUGGAAGGUAAUUGAUGGUUUUCUGUAACAGGAGCUGAAUUUGGGUUCCUGUGAUUUGCCUGGC